AUGAAACGGGCUAUCACGCCAUACCAACCGCCAAAUCCUAACGGUCAAUCGCCUAUGCCAAAUCCGAAUCAACAAACACCCGUCAAUCAAGCUGUUCGUAUUCGUGAGCAUACUGAUAGACCACCUGAGUUACCUCAAGCUCAUCCAAUUCAGCAUCACCAACCUCCGCCUCGCUAUGAAGACGAAAGGCCAAGUUUAUGGCAAAGACUAAGGGGAAGUAGAGGCUCUAAUCAAGAUAAAGGAAAAGGAAAAAUGAAUGAGAAGGAAGAAGAGCAACAGUUAAUCAAAAAGACAGGGAAAAGAAAGCAUCCAGAAGCAGCAGCAGCAAACGAUCAUGAAGCUGGUACUAGCGGCACUAAACCACCGGAGGAGAAAAAGAAAAAAAGAUUUUGGAGAGGGGUUUUGGAAAGUGAUGGCCGUACCCGGUCUCGCUAUCGGUCUCGCUAUCGUACUAGAGCUCAACGUAAAAGGGAUGCGGAAGCCGGAGAAGCCAUCUUAGGUAUCGUAGGGGCUGGUGUUUAUGGCGCUUACAAGGGUGCAGAAGCA
Molecule: messenger RNA, 546 nt
Organism: Meira miltonrushii
Lineage: Eukaryota; Fungi; Basidiomycota; Exobasidiomycetes; Exobasidiales; Brachybasidiaceae
Exons: 1
Source: RefSeq, a predicted model, not a curated record